AUGGCUGAGAAUGCGGAUAAGCCAGCGUACUCCAAUACCUCCUUUUUACGCACAAUUCUCGGUCGAGGUGAUUUGCCCCUUCGACUUGUGAACCAUGAGUAUAGUGGUUCCGGCACGUCGGAAGAUCCAUAUCUCAUCAAUUGGCUCCCCGAUGAUCCCGAAAAUCCAAUGAACUUUCGGGCAGUCAAAAAGUGGUCACUCAAUCUGCUCGUUGCCCUCUGCGCAUUCACAAUUGCGCUCGCAUCGUCGGCCUAUUCUGGCGGACUGGUCGAAAUCAUAACAGCCUUUCAUGUGUCAAAAGAGGUUUCCAUCCUGGGUGUAUCAUUAUACGUGAUUGGGUUUGCCAUUGGGCCAUUGGCAUGGGCUCCGCUAAGUGAGAGAUAUGGCCGACGAUAUGUUUUCAUAAUAAGUGGGGCGUUGUUGACGGCUACUCUUGCUGGCACAGCUGGCGCACACAACAUGGAGACACUUCUCAUUCUUCGAUUCCUGGCCGGUAGUCUGGGCUCGGCGCCCUUGGUCAUUGCUGGAGGAGUUAUUGCGGACCUGUUUGAUCCUCUCACCCGAGGCCUGGCUCUUGGUGUUUAUGUUAUCGCACCUUUCUUGGGACCAUCCAUCGGACCGAUUGUCGGUGGAUUCAUAGCCGAAGCUGGAGGCUGGAGAUGGGUGCAAGGAUUUUUGGGUUUACUGUCAGCUGCUCAAUGGAUUCUCACUCUGAUCCUCCUACCUGAGACAUACCCCCCAGUUCUGUUGCGCCGGCGGGCAGUCCAUCUGUCUUCUGCCACAGGGAAAGCAUACCGCAGUACACUGGAUCUAAACAAAGUCAGCCUCAAACUGUCGGCAGUUCUCUUGAGACCAUGGGCUCUUCUGUUCCGCGAGCCCAUCGUUCUUCUUAUCACAAUCUACAUGUCAAUCAUUUAUGGGACAUUGUACAUGCUCUUCGCAGCUUAUCCAAUUGUGUUCCAGGAGACUCGUGGCUGGGGCGAAGGGCUCGGAGGCCUGAGCUUUCUGGGCAUCAUGGUGGGAAUCUUGCUCUCCGCUCCGAGUAUGUAUCUUGGACAUACCCGAUACCGAAACCUGUCGACCAAGGCUCAGACACGGCUUGCUCCAGAAGCUCGACUCCCAGACAGCUUUCUGGCCUGCAUUGCCCUUCCAAUUGGGCUGUUCUGGUUUGCGUGGACAAAUUCGCCGAAUGUGCAUUGGGUUGUCCCUAUCCUCGCGGGUAUACCGUUUGGGUACGGCUGUAUCAUGCUGUUCUUGCCUUGCUUGAAUUAUCUGGUGGACUCGUACACUAUUUAUGCCGCGUCAGUGCUAGCUGCGAACUCUGCAAUUCGUUCAAUCUUUGGAGCGGUUUUCCCCUUAUUCACGGACAAGAUGUAUGAAAAUCUGGGACUUCACUGGGCCGCUUCUGUUCCUGCUUUCCUCGCGCUAGCCUGUGUCCCCAUUCCAUACCUUUUCUAUGUGUAUGGCGCUCAGAUCCGCAAGAAGAGUCAUUACGCUGCUGAAGCAGAUGCCUUCAUGAGGCGACUGCUGGGCAUUCCAUCGGAGUCCCCUUCUGGAACCACAACUGACGAGUCCAAAGAGGAAGUGUGA
Molecule: messenger RNA, 1590 nt
Organism: Penicillium brevicompactum
Lineage: Eukaryota; Fungi; Ascomycota; Eurotiomycetes; Eurotiales; Aspergillaceae
Product: MFS transporter
Exons: 1
Coding region: 1-1590 (529 amino acids)
Biological process (GO): transmembrane transport
Molecular function (GO): transmembrane transporter activity
Source: RefSeq, a predicted model, not a curated record